CCCACAGCACGCGAAGGCAGCAUAAGUGGCGGUCCACAGGGUGUCAUGGCGUCGAAGGAGGCCGAGCUCCGACAACAUCACAUCGGUAACAUCAAAGUUUCGUCGACACUCCAUUCGUGAGGCUUUUUUCAUCGAACGAGUCCUGAAUAUUUAUGAGCUACGGGCGAGGACGUAGGCUGAUGUAAGAUGGAGAAGCCCGUCCUACAGACGCAGCCAUCCACCCUGCCCUUUUUCGACACGGCCCACGCCUUCAACCUUCUACGCGGGAUCCAUGAGCUCCGCGCCGAGAGGAAGUUCUUUGACGUGACUCUAUGCGCCGAGGGCCGAGAGUUCCACUGCCACCGCACGGUGCUGGCGGCGGCCAGCACCUACUUCCGGGCCAUGUUCGCCGGGACGCUGCGGGAGAGCGCUAUGGACAGGGUGGUUCUCUACGAGGUCUCGGCAGAGCUUUUGGGACUUCUUGUGGACUUCUGCUACACGGGACGGGUCACUGUCACACAGGACAACGUGGACCUGCUGCUGAAAACGGCGGAUCUGUUUCAGUUCCCGUCAGUCAAGGAGGCCUGCUGCGCUUUUCUGGAACAGCGUCUGGACGUUUCCAACUGCUUAGAAAUCCAGGACUUUGCCGAGGCCUACGCUUGCCGAGAGCUGGCAGCCAGCGCUCGCCGCUUCGUCCUCAAGAACCUGAUGGAUCUGGCCAAAGGGACAGACUUUGAGCGCCUGCCAUGGAAGCGCCUGCUAGAGUUUGUGUCUGACGACGAGCUGUGCGUGGACAAGGAGGAGACAGUUUAUCAGAUUGCCGUGCGCUGGGUGAAGGCUGACCUCCAGCGGCGGCUCCACUACUGGCCCGAGCUCCUCCAGCAGGUGCGGCUGCCUUUCGUCCGCAGGUUCUUCUUGUUGGCCCACGUGGAGAGCGACCCUCUGGUGUACCUGUCGCCCGCCUGCCUCCGCCUGGUGAACGAGGCCCGCAGUUUCCAGUCCUGCGAGUACGACCGCCAUGACCGGCCGUGCCGCCGCAUGCGCCCGCGGCCGUCCACUGGACUGGCCGAGAUCCUGGUGGUGGUGGGCGGCUGCGACAAGGACUGCGACGAGCUGGUCACCGUCGACUGUUUCAACCCACAGACGGGCCAGUGGCGCUACCUGGCCGAGUUCCCGGACCACCUGGGGGGAGGCUACAGCAUAGCGGCCCUUGGGAACGACAUGUAUGUCACCGGCGGAUCGGACGGCUCGCGCCUCUACGACGGCGUGUGGCGCUACAAGUCGAGCGUGAACGAGUGGACGGAGGUGUCGCCCAUGCUGAAGGCGCGCGAGUACCACAGCUCGUGUGUGCUGAAGGGCCAGCUGCACGUGGUGGCGUCGGACAGCACAGAGCGCUACGACCACACGCUGGACUGCUGGGAGGCGCUGCCGCCCAUGCUGCACGCCAUGGACAACUGCUCCACCACCACCUGUGGCGGCCGCCUCUACGCCAUCGGCUGCCUGGCUGGCGAGGACACCAUGGCCGUCCAGAGCUACGACCCGGAUAGCGAGCGCUGGUCCAUUGUCAACUGUGGGCAGCUGCCGCCGUGGUCCUUCACCCCGAAAACAGUGACCCUCAACGGCCUCAUCUUCUUCGUCAGGGAUGACCUGGCGGAGGUGGACGUCUAUAACCCUCAGAAGAACGAGUGGGACAAGAUCAGUCCGAUGAACCAGGUCCAUGUGGGAGGCAGCGUGGCGGCGCUGGGCGGAAAACUGUACGUGUCGGGUGGCUAUGACAACACGUUCGAGCUGUCGGAUGUGGUGGAGGCGUACGACCCGGCCACACGCGCCUGGAGCGUGGCGGGCCGCCUCCCCCAGCCCACCUUCUGGCACGGCAGCGUCAGCAUCUUCCGCCAGUUCAUGCCGCUGGUGUCCAGCGCCUUCCAGCCCGCCGAGGUCCCCGUCCCCGACGCCAUCCACCUGCACCGGCACCAGCGCCAGCAGGCCCUCCACAAUCUCAACAACAACCUCAACCAGAACCAGGAGGUCAACGCGGCGCUCUGAGGGUCGUGGACCUUUGACCUCAUCGCCAUGCUGAAACCCCAAGGAUGAAGGAUGAGCCUCUCGGGCCGCUGUCAUCCGUGUCUCUCCCUUUGCCUUCAUUUCCCACCGCCACUAGCCCAAAAUGCUAAUAGCAAGCUGACUGGUCUACGCCCGUGUCUCCAUUGGCGCUCCUAUGUUCUUACUAUGUGCGUUCAAGCACUGGCGGCACCCCCGGCCACGGGCACCUUCCACUCACAGCAGUCGCUAUCUCGGCUGAGUAGCGUAAGUGGAGGGGCUAAUGCUAAGUGGUGGCAAAGAACUAAGUAAGCAGGGUACCACAGGGGUGUCCAAAGUGUGUCUAAGAAUAACAACAAUUCCAAGAAUGUCAAAACACUACAGAAAUUGUCAUUUUAGAGGCAAAAGAGUUGACAUUUUUGUCAUUUUGUUUCUCUCUACUUACAUAUUUCUUGAGUGUCAACUUAUUGACAUUAUUUUCCUCCAUAUUACAAAGUCAUUCUCAUUAUUACAACAUUUGUCUCUUCAUUUUUGACUUUAUUCUUGCACAAUUACUGCUGGUCUGUCCGUUUCUUUUAUUGGGGCGGGGGAUUGUCAUUUUGGGUUAGUAUUUAAACUUUAUGCUACUUAUUGACAGUUACAACGUUAUUCUGAAUACAUCUACAUUCCAUGGACAGUUGACACCAUGGCUUCAUUGAAGUUUAGGACUGCUGGGUAGAAUAUUGAGCAGCACAACCAGCAGGGGGCGCUGUGGAAUGCUAAUCUACCUAUAAUGCUAAUUAUCUCUGCUAAUACUAACAGUCUAGUGUCUUUGUGUACCAGGGGGGUUGUUUUUUUACAAUGAAAUGAAAUGCAUGACUUAAACAAUGUAUUUAAGCAAGCGCAGAGUGAUGCAUUGACCUGGAAUGUAUAAAUGUGUCUGUCAGCCAUA
Molecule: messenger RNA, 2947 nt
Organism: Doryrhamphus excisus (bluestripe pipefish)
Lineage: Eukaryota; Metazoa; Chordata; Actinopteri; Syngnathiformes; Syngnathidae
Gene: klhl21
Product: kelch-like family member 21
Biological process (GO): protein ubiquitination
Molecular function (GO): protein binding
Source: RefSeq, a predicted model, not a curated record